GUUGGGGUAUUCCUGGGUCCCUUUGGGGCACUCCUGUGUCCCUUUUCAGGGUGUGUGGCACUCCUGGGUCCCUUGGUGUCCCUUUGGGGCACUCCUGGGUCCCUUGGUGUCCCUUUGGGGCACUCCUGGGUCCCUUUUUUCUUCCCCACAGUGUAUUGGGCAGGAAAAGCUGCCACUUCCGGGAUGGGGGGCGGGGCUUAUGGACACCCCCCCCCGCCCAUCCCCCUCCACACCCUGAGUGGCUCCCAGGGCUCCCACGUCCCCCUGCUGGGUGACACAGGCCCGCCCCUCCCCCUGCUGCGAUUCCUGGAGCCAAUGGGAACGGCCGAAACAGCUCCACCUCCCAGCGACAUCACCUCCCUCCACGAGCCUCCGGACGCCUGGGUCCCUCCCCCGAACUCCUGGGUCCCUCCCCCGAACUCCUGGGUCCCACCCCCGAACUCCUGGGUCCCCCCCCUCCCCUUCCCCCCCCUCCAGGGGGCGCUGGCGCUCCGCGGAGGUUUUGGCGGGAAGCCCCCGGCCCCGCCCCCGCUCCAGGUCCCGCGAUGAUUGGACGGAGGUUUCGGCGGGAAGCUCCGGGCCCCGCCCCCGCUCCAGGUCCCGUGAUGAUUGGACGGAGGUUUUGGCGGGAAGCCCCGGGCCCCGCCCCCGCUCCAGGUCCCGCGAUGAUUGGAUGGAACCGGGAGGGGGCGUGACCGAGGGGGGCGUGGCCAAAGCGAGGCCCCGCCCCCAUGGGUCCCCCCGGCGGCUGCGAAAGAACGACGCCCUGAGCCGGGAGAGUCUCGUGGUGUGAGGGACCCGGAUGCCUGGGUCCCUGGGGCACGCCUGGGUCCCCUCCCGGACGCCUGGGUCCCCUCCUGAACUCCUGGGUCCCUCCUGAACUCCUGGGUCCCUCCUGAACUCCUGGGUCCUUCCCGGACGCCUGGGUCCCCUCCCGAAACUCCUUGGUCCCCUAUUUGGGUCCCUUCCCGAACUCCUGGGUCCCUUCCCGGACGCCUGGGUCCCUGGGGCACUCCUGGGUCCCUUCUCGGACGCCUGGGUCCCUGGGGCACUCCUGGGUCCCUUCCCGGAGCCUGGGUCCCUGGGGCACUCCUGGGUCCCUCCCGGACGCCUGGGUCCCUUCCCGAAUGCCUGGGUCCAUGGGGCAUUCCUGGGUCCCUUCCCGGACGCCUGGGUCCCUGGGGCACUCCUGGGUCCCUCCCGAACGCCUGGGUCCCUUCCUGAACUCCUGGGUCCCUUCCCGGAUGCCUGGGUCCCUGGGGCACUCCUGGGUCCCUUCCCGAACUCCUGGGUCCCUCCCGGACGCCUGGGUCCCUCCCAGGUCUGUAUUUUUAGGGCCAAUCGGCUCAUUUUUGGGGCCGUUUUUUUUUAAUCCAGUGACCGAAUUCUCCCGAUUUUUGGGCCAAAUAAACGAGUUUUAGAGAAA
Columba livia (rock pigeon) is the source of this 1426-nucleotide messenger RNA. RefSeq lists its product as uncharacterized. The transcript is spliced from 5 exons. The record is from RefSeq and is a predicted model, not a curated record. The coding region runs from base 184 to 549 and encodes 121 amino acids. Lineage: Eukaryota; Metazoa; Chordata; Aves; Columbiformes; Columbidae.